Hypoxylon fragiforme is the source of this 1581-nucleotide messenger RNA. RefSeq names its product 3-alpha--hydroxysteroid dehydrogenase. The transcript has 3 exons. The coding region runs from base 616 to 1386 and encodes 256 amino acids. The record is from RefSeq and is a predicted model, not a curated record. NCBI's taxonomy places the organism in Eukaryota, Fungi, Ascomycota, Sordariomycetes, Xylariales, Hypoxylaceae. Gene Ontology annotation, molecular function: oxidoreductase activity.
GGUUAGUAUGUAUGCACAUACUGCGACAUAAUUACUAACAUUCCUCUUUUCCAUCAACCUUAACCAAUCUUUCCAAGCCUACCAUCGAUCAGCACUUUGACCGGCGGUGAAGAUGGAGACCAACCUGGCCUUGUCCGCUACCAACAAGCACCCACAUGACCAUCCACACGGCUCACAUUGAACGCUCAGUGGACAAAAUCCUAACAACGACGCCAUGGCAAGAUCGAGCGGUGCAGGUGCUGUCGAAUCUAUACUAGCUCUUUGAUCCCCGCCGGUCGGAGGCGAACAAUAGGGGGGUCAUGCGGCACACUGUCUAACUUGCCCAGCAGCUGUAGAUUCAUUGUCUUGGAUAUUCCAGCCGACCUAUAUAUACACCAAGCAGACAGGGGAGCAUUCAAUGUAUACAGGCAUAGUCCCCCGCACCUCGAAGUUCGUAGUUCUUCUCAUAGUCACAAGAUUGCCUCAAUUCAUUUCAGGUUCACGUACUGGCAAUAUAUCAAUAUAGCAUACCUAUAUUUAGUAUAUCAAAGACUGGCUCUACUUGCUCUCUUCUCCUAUCCCGGUUUGUUAGCUCGCCACAGAAAUAAAAGGAUACCUACAUAUAUCUCACUGGUAAUGGCGGAUCCGAACCCCUUUAAGGACAAAGUCAUCUUGGUGACGGGAGCGGCUCAGGGGUUUGGGGAGGCAAUUGCAGAAUACGUCGCAGCCCGCGGUGCAAGCCUCUCCCUAGUAGAUUUGCAAGGCGACAAGCUUGCCGCUACAGCGCUACGUAUCAGCAAGGCGCACCCAGACAUUAAGGUCCUGACCGCAGCCCUAGACAUCACGGAUGAAAAAGCCGUUGAGGAGUGGGUCAUGGCGAGCAAGGAGAAACUUGGGAAGAUCAGUGGAUGUGUGAACAACGCCGGCAUUAUUGAUCCAGAUACAACCCCAUUGACGGAGAUGAGCCUGGAGACAUGGAAUAAGGUCAUCAACGUGAACCUAACAGGUCUCUUUCUUUGCCUCAAGUACCAGCUACGUGCUCUCGAGGAUGGAGGCAGCAUAGUCAACAUGUCAAGCGUCGCCGGCAUGUGCGGCAUGGCAUUUCACCCAGCAUACAGCUCUUCCAAGCACGGCCUCGUCGGCCUGUCCAAAACUGCCGCGGCACAACACGCACACCGCGGCGUCAGGGUGAAUAUAGUGAGCCCAAGUAUCGGGGACACGCCAAUGUGGCACAAUCUACGCGAGCAGAUGGGAGGCAAUCUCGACGUGAAGGACUUCCCGCAACAGUUAUUCCAGCGGUACAUAAAGCCAGAAGAGCUCGCGGCCACGGUUGCGUUCCUCUUAGGCGACGAGAGUAAGUUUUUCACGCAGGCGAUAAUACCGGUAGACGGUGGGUUUACCGGAUAGAUGAUAUACGCAUAGUAAUAAAGUGGCACGUUAAGCUAGUGUGUUUUAUGAAAGAGUAUACGAUGUAUAGAGCAUAUGUUGAUAAAUUCGUGUGGUUCUAUUUGAUUAGGUAGCAGAGCUAAGCAUUUGAGAAGGUUGUGUCGUCGAUACAUGGAUCUACUUUGUGCGUAGAAUACGAAAAGCCAUUAUUGUGCA